GCUCAGUGCCUCGGGUUCAAGUUCUGUUGCUUAUUCAAAGUUACAAAUUUUCAUUUUAAUGGAAUUCGAAGAAAGACCUUUGUGUGGUUUGAAGAUUAAAGUAUACUCGUAUUCCUUUAUACAAUCUUUUCACAUUCAAAUGUACCAAAUCCAAGGUAUCCAGUGUAUGAAGCUAUUGAGUACAGUAUAGAGAGAUGAAAGGACACAUAUCGUCCAAUCUGCAGCAAGCUCGUCGGAUGGUGAGAUUUUUGAAACAUGGAGUGGUAAGCUCCUCUUGAAGCAAAAGAUAACUGUUUAGCCUUAACAGUUUGUUAAUCAAUUCCAAUUCUAUUGCCAUGGCUUGUAAUCCCUUUCGACAAAAUGGGUUUUCAACAUCAUAUUCAGAUUCAGCUCCAACUCAUUACACUCUAAAAAUCGGGUCAUUUUCAUGGCUAACCGAAAUUUUUGCGGACAAAUAUGAGUCGGGUGGAUUUGAAGCUGGAGGAUACAAAUGGAAACUAGUGCUCUACCCGAAUGGGAACAAGAAGAAAAAUGUGGAAGGCCACAUCUCUGUUUACUUGGAAAUGGUUGGAGCUGAUUCACUUCAGACGGGAUGCGAAGUAUAUGUUGAUUUCAGGUUCUUUUUGCUUGAUCAGAAUAAAGGCACGUUCCUGGUUCUUCAAGAUGCCAAUAAAAAGGAACUAUGUUUCCAUGGGAUGAUGCGUUAUUUGGGAUUUGAUAAGCUUAUCACUCUUAAAUCGUUUACUGAUGCUUCCAAUGGAUAUGUCAUUGAUGAUUCCUGUGUGAUUGGAGCUGAGGUCUUUGUUUGUAAUGAAAGAAGAGCUGGCAAAGGAGAGUCAAUAUCGAUGAUCGAGGUUGGUGUUAUGUGCAAGCAUGUUUGGAAGGUUGAGAACUUUUCAAGGUUAAGUGCUGACUGCUGCGAAUCAGAACCAUUCCCUGCUGGAGAACGAAAAUGGAAGAUACUGCUCUAUCCCAAGGGAAAUGGCGAUGGAAAGGGUACUCAUAUUUCUCUUUUCUUGGAAUUGGAUGAUCCGGAAAAAGUUCCUGGUUUCAAAGUAUUUGCAGAGUUUUCCCUGCGCAUUGUAGAUCAAAUGCAUGCCAAACAUGAGUGGUUUAUAGCUGACAACUGGUUCAGUAACUCAACUUGGGAUUGGGGUUGGUCUAUGUUCCUUAAACUGGAAACCUUCAAUCAGGCACACAAGAGGUUUCUGUUGAACGAUACUUGCAUAGUGGAGGCAAAGGUCACUAUCCAUGGAAUUGCGGAUUUUGAGAACAAUUUCGGAUGCACCACCAACUCAUUACACAGUAAAAUCCAGUUGGUUUCAUUGCUCUGCAAAAAUUCACAGGAGAAAUAUGAAUCCAGGGACUUUAAAGCCGGAGGAUACAAAUGGAAACUGGUUUUCUAUCCAAACGGAAACAAGAACAUGAAUGUGAAAGAACCUCUCUCUACUUGGUAAUGCCAGGAACAAAUGCCCCCCAGAUUUCUUCGGAAGUGUAUGCUGUUUUCAGGUUGUUUUUGCUUGAUCAGAACAACAGCCACUACUUUGUUUUUCAAG
This is a messenger RNA of Pyrus x bretschneideri (Chinese white pear), 1556 nucleotides long. RefSeq lists its product as uncharacterized. The record is from RefSeq and is a predicted model, not a curated record. Gene Ontology annotation, molecular function: protein binding. The transcript is spliced from 9 exons. NCBI's taxonomy places the organism in Eukaryota, Viridiplantae, Streptophyta, Magnoliopsida, Rosales, Rosaceae. The coding region runs from base 336 to 1457 and encodes 373 amino acids.